Messenger RNA from Beauveria bassiana ARSEF 2860, 1629 nucleotides. Its product is annotated as ECM14-like protein. Gene Ontology annotation, molecular function: metallocarboxypeptidase activity; zinc ion binding. The record is from RefSeq and is a predicted model, not a curated record. The transcript has a single exon. NCBI's taxonomy places the organism in Eukaryota, Fungi, Ascomycota, Sordariomycetes, Hypocreales, Cordycipitaceae. The coding region runs from base 1 to 1629 and encodes 542 amino acids. Gene Ontology annotation, biological process: proteolysis.
AUGAAGACAAUCAGUUUUGCAACCGCGCUGCUGGCGGUCGUCUCCGCCCACAGACUCGGAGAAAAUGUUCAGUUCGGUCGCGAUGGAGGCAAUCCUCAGGCGCAUGCACGCGCCAGUGAUGGAAAUGCGCCUCUAUUUCCAUUUUUGACCAAGCUUAGAGACAGCGCGGUAGAAGUACUCUUCGGUCGACAUCCCACCAAAGACUCUGCCAGGUCCAUGGCUAGCAUCAACAGCUUACGCAACAAAUACGCCAACGAGAUUGUCAUGCGGUUCAAUGUUACCAAUAUGGAAGAGGAGAAAGCUCUUGCUGAAGCCUCCAGUCGCCUCUUUCUCGAUGUCUGGGGUGUCACUCGUGACUACGUCGAUAUUCGCAUGCCGACCAACCAGGUCUCGCCACUCCUCGGCCUACUUCCAGAAAAGCUUCAGUCUUCACAUUUCGCAUUGAUAUCCGACCUUUCGAGAGCGGUAUACGAUUCUCUACCCAAAGAUACGCCAUCACGUCUACUAGGGCCCAAGAGUAAUCCUGAACGGUACCCCAACCCCCUUACUGUGUUCGAUGAUCUUUUCUUCUUAAGAUAUCACCCUUUGAAGACGGUCAUGCAGUGGAUGCAGCUGCUCGAAUCCAUCUUCCCAGAGCACGUCAAAUACAUGUCUAUCGGGCAAUCCUCGGAAGGGCGUGAUAUCCCUGCUCUUCGAGUUGGUCGCCCUGGCGUGGAUGCUGGAGAUGGCCCAAGAAAGACCAUGGUAAUAACAGCUGGUCUUCAUGCACGAGAAUGGAUUUCGACUACCACAGCCAAUUAUGUGGCAUGGGCACUCAUCACCGAAUUUAACAAAGAUCCGGUCAUUACCAAGUUUUUGCACCAUUUUGACGUUGUCAUCAUUCCGGCGCUGAAUCCUGAUGGCAUGGAAUACUCUUGGCAAAGUGAUAGACUUUGGCGCAAAUCCAGACAGGAAACCAGUCUUCGAAUGUGCAAAGGCUACGACCUGGAUCGAUCAUUUGGAUUUGGCGAUUCCUCCGACCAUACGCCGGGUGAUCCUUGCUCUGAAGAUUACGGCGGCGAAGAACCAUUCGAGGCCGCUGAAGCUGCAGCCUUUGCAAAAUGGGCUCGCGAACAGACGGAGAAGAAUGAUGUGAAGUUUGUAGGGAUGAUUGAUUAUCACUCUUACUCGCAGCAAAUUCUUUUUCCGUAUGCAUAUUCCUGUGCCGUUGAGCCUCCAAACUUGGAAAAUUUGGAGGAACUGGCGGCUGGUAUCGCAAAGACGAUUCGUAUAUCCACUGGAGAGUCGUAUAGUGUUUCGCCAGCGUGCGACGCUGCCAUGGUUGCAGAUAGCACAAAACUUGGGUUUUCACGCAGCAGAAUCAACGAAGGUGCCGGCUCUGUCAUGGACUGGUUCUACCAAGACAUGAGCGCUCAUUUCAGCUAUCAGAUUAAGCUACGUGACCAUGGCCUUUAUGGAUUUUUGCUCCCGGACGAGGAGAUCAUCCCGACUGGUCGAGAGAUGUUCUUUGUGAUGAAGUAUGUGGCCGAUUAUUUGCUGGGCAAUAAUGGGAUUGAAACGGUCAAAGAGAUGUCCAAGGACAAUGACAUAUUAAAUCAAGAGCUUCGUCGUCGCUAUAUGCGCCGCUAG